UUCAGGGCAGCUCAACAGUAAAUUGCCUUUCGUCUGCUUUCAUACAUCCGUCGUACCCUCGAACGGGUGUCGCAUGGUCCUACCAUGCUCUUCCGCCGAUGGGCUUAUAUUCUGAGUCUCUCGGCCUGGCAUCACUUCCCUGGCGUCAGAGCAGGCGCCAUUGACGAACCUCGCGACCACGAAACCUACGAUAGUCACCUUUCAGAUCAAGCAGUGUUCUCAGGUCUCUGUCCAGACUAUACCACCUAUGCUCGUCAUUUCCACAACCCUCUGAGCGCAGGACCUCUAAAACUGCCCUACCAGCGACCGCAUCCCCACUGUCGCAAGUUCUCUUCGCCUGCAGUAGAACAGGUCAUUGAAGAUUUAUACCCUCAGAUCAAAGACCCCGACCUAGCACACAUAUUCCGAAAUGCAUUCCCAAACACGCUCGACACUACGGUUCUCUGGCAUGUUGACGGCGUCAAAACACACGCCGAAAAGUCGAGGCUAGUACGAGACAGGGGAAAGUGGGAAGGCGCGCAAUCUUUCAUUGUCACGGGCGACAUCAAUGCAGAAUGGCUACGAGACUCGACGAACCAACUAGCCCAAUAUCAAUCCCUGGCCAAAACUGCACCGGACAUUUCCAACCUCCUCCUGGGCGCGAUCAACACCCAAGCCGAAUUUGUAAUUGCUUCACCCUACUGCAACGCCUUCCAAGCGCCCGACCCAGCACGUCUACCUCCCGCCCACUCAGGACAGGACGACUCCGUCCACCCGGCGUACGAGCCAAGCGUGGUUUUCGAGUGUAAGUACGAAUUGGACAGCCUGGCCAACUUCCUCUCCCUCACCAACCAGUACUACGCCUCGACCGGUUCGACCGCCUUCCUAUCUAACCGCUGGUACAAAGCUCUCGAAGCCCUGGUGCACGUCCUCCACGAACAGUCUCGCCCGACAUUCGACACCGACUUUGGCACCUAUGAACGCAACGAAUAUACAUGGAACCGCUGGACGCGCAUCGGCACGGAGACACUCGCUCUCGAGGGAACAGGCAAUCCACAAGGAAAUGGCACCGGCCUCGUCCGCUCCGCGUUUCGCCCCUCGGACGACGCCACUAUCUUCGCCUUCCUCAUCCCCGCAAACGCCAUGAUCUCCGUGGAGCUAGCACGCGCGGCGACAAUGUUGAGGUCAUCGAUGAGCGAGUUUUCCACCGCUGAUGCUGCAGGCAUGGAGCGCGUCGCGGAUAUCCUUGAUCGCCACGCCGAAAGCAUCAAAGCAGGCAUCUACAAGCACGCGGUCAUCACGCACCCAGAAUUCGGCGAAGUGUUCGCCUACGAAGUCGAUGGGUACGGCUCACAUCUGCUCAUGGACGAUGCGAACAUCCCGUCGCUGCUUUCUCUGCCGCUUCUCGGCUUCGUCGACGCCUCGGACAAAAUCUACCAAAACACGCGGCGCAUGAUCCUCACGCAGCGCGGCAACCCGUAUUUCCUGACGGGGACGAAGUUCUCCGGCAUCGGCGGCCCGCAUAUCGGCCUGCGCAACGCCUGGCCCAUGUCUGUACUCGUGCAGGCCAUGACGAGCACUGACGACGCCGAGAUUGUCGAGUGCUUGGACAGAGUCAAGAAGGUGAGCAUUUUCGGGUUGAUCAACGAGAGUCUCGACGUGCAUCGUGGCGUGAGGCAGAAUGGUGAUGGCAUGACGCGCAGUUGGUUCGCGUGGGCGAAUAGCGUGUUCGCGCAGACGGUGCUGUGGCUUGUCGAGAACAAGCCUGAGUUGAUUCUCAAGGAUGACGCAGAGAAGAAGAGGUAUAAAGUCGGGGUGGGCUGGGUUGAUUGAGCACGAUAGCAACUGCCGAAAAGCAGCAGGUGAUACAAAGUGAUUGUUGUGCAAGGAGUUCGGGCGUCGCGGAGUGUCAAUAGUGGAUACAUAGGUGUCAAAAGAGGACACACAGAACAAGGAAUCAGUGACAUGCAU
This is a messenger RNA of Exophiala viscosa, 1950 nucleotides long. RefSeq lists its product as uncharacterized. Bases 85 to 1812 code for a protein of 575 amino acids. The transcript is spliced from 2 exons. The record is from RefSeq and is a predicted model, not a curated record. Lineage: Eukaryota; Fungi; Ascomycota; Eurotiomycetes; Chaetothyriales; Herpotrichiellaceae. Gene Ontology annotation, biological process: carbohydrate metabolic process.